AUGUUUAAUGCUGCCACAUUUUGCUCCAGUCCAAAAUCAAGAGCCUCUGGCCUUUGUAAGCAGUUUGUAUUUUGCACAUAUAAUGAUGGGUAUGAUACCUGUAAGAAUUGUCCAUCUGGGAAGUACACCAAGGAUACAAUAAAAACAUCAGAGUGGUUUGAACAUAUUGAUAUCUGUGUUACUAAGCCAACCUGUGCUGAAAUUGACACCACCUGGAUAAAUGGAGAGUGUUUAUGUAACAAGUUCAAUGGUUACUAUGGUAAUGACAUAAACAACUGCCAGCUUGACACAAAGCAUUGCAAGGAGGCUGGCUAUGAACUGGAUAAUGAUGGUAAUUGUGUUGAAUGUGAAAAAGAAUAUUAUAAACCAGAAAAUGACGGAUAUGGAGUGUGUCGUGUAAAAACUCGGUGUACACGUCAUCAAGUAGAGGCUCAUCCAGGAUCAUCAAAGGCAGAUAGGAAGUGUCGCCCAAGAACAGCCAAGGAUGGUCCUCCGCCCACUCCCCCACCCACCACAGAUCAGACUGAUCAUGGAGCCAAUGGUACCAGACUAGGGGGAGAUGGGGAUGGAUUACACCAUAUGUAUAUAUGGUUGAUAGGUGUUAUACUCUCUUCACUACUAAUCUUGUCUGUGUCAGCCAUAUUGAUUUAUGUGUUCAGAAAGAAAUGGUGCUGUGCUACUUUUAUUAAAAUGUUUAAAGUUGGUAGACGCUAUACCCCUGUCCCUCCAGUUGAGAAUGGUAGUGAUAGAGGUCACUCUGUUACUCGUAAUUCUCGUGAAGAAGAUCAUGAAUUAACAAGUAUUACAAACAUUGACUCAAGUUUGGACAGUAGCAAGUCAAGCUCAAACUCAUCUAAAGAUCACGAAGCCACAUGUGCUAAAUAUAGAAUAACAGAAGUUAUUGUUGAAAUGGAUGAAAAUGAAACUGGUGUAAAGACAUUAGCUUUGGAACCAAAAGGUGACGAAGAAACAGUGGUAAAAUCUCUCUCUGAUGAACUAGAUGCUGGACAAACAAAUCAAGCAGCAGAUUUAGAUUCCACCAGUUUAAAAACAAGAUAUGAUGAAAAAGGUCAGGACAAAGGUCAAGGUGAACUUGAUUCAGAACUGACAGAUGUAAAGCAAUUGUCCUGUGAAGAUCUGCUAAUGAGUGCGACUCCCAGUGACGAUGCUCUAGACAGCAUUACAAAAGUCAAGAAACAUUUGCCUGCAGAUGAUAAAGAUUUAAGUAUAACCAAAGUCAAGAGAAUGAAUGAAAAUGAAAGUAGAGCUCGAAGUGGAAGUAGAACACCAAAAAGCUACCACAAAAUGAGGGGAUAUCUAGAUAAAUCUAAAAAAGGAUACUCAGUGGAUCUGAAUUGGCUAAAAUUCAGGAAGAAAAAUACACAAGAGACAAGUUUUAGCUUGCCAACUACUCCUAAAAAAUCAAAUUUGUUUGGUGCUACGUCUAAAGAGUCAGAUAGACCAACUUUGAAAGUUGAACCAUUUUCAAGAAGGAGUUCACCUCGUAACUCACAACUAGAAAGUGGAAAUGAAAUGGCGUCUGCAGGUGCUGAUGAUAGCUUCAGAACAGUUCCGUCAGGAAUUUCCUUUCCAAUGUUUAGUGACAGCAUUGGAAUGUCUCAUCCUUUAUUCAGCGAUAGUGCUGGAAUGUCACAUCCAAUGUUUAGUGACAGCGCUGGAAUGUCACAUCCAAUGUUUAGUGACAGCACUGGAAUGUCACAUCCAAUGUUUAGUGACAGCGCUGGAAUGUCACAUCCAAUGUUUAGUGACAGCGCUGGAAUGUCACAUCCAUUGUUCAGUGAUAGCACUGGAUUUUAUAGCUGUGAUGACGAGGGUAUCACGGCGGACCCAUUAAAUGCUUCCCAACAACAACACCACCAGAGAAGGAAUAAUAGAGCUACGUUGCCGCCAAAUGUAUUCAUAGUUGAAGGUGACUUAGACAAUGGGAAAGAUAGUAACGGUAGAGUAAGGUCCUUACCAAUCAUUUCUCAGGAAAGUCAGGAAGAUUUAGAGAAUGGAAAUGUAACAUAUUGGCAACAGCUUGCACUGCACGGUCUUGAAACUGGUGCAAGACCGAAGGAUGAAGGUCAUAAUAUCAUACACCCAUCCGUCCAUUUGUCCCAGAGGCAAAAUGCAAUAACAUAUACCUCACAAAGUAAUGAAGAAGUUCAUACCAGCAUAGGAAGAGCAGAAGGCAAUGAUGGAAUACAGGUACCAGUUGAAUGUGCUGUUAUCGAGACAGGGGAGCAGAUCUCAUUUGAUCCUCUCAGUACACUGGAUGCUAAUUCCAUUAUGAAUGAGACUCAGGAAUCGAUAACUCCUUCAAAUCCACUGAUAAGCAUUCCAAGACCACAUGAGGUUUUACCACCUCCGGAACCAGUGUUUGACGAAACAAUGGUGGCAGGGCCGUCUUCAGGAAGUAGUGAAGAGGCCAUCAGUGAGGGAGGUGCUAGUGAAGGGGCUACCAGUGAGGGAGCAGUUAGUGAAGGAUCAGCAGCUAGUGUUGUGAUGCCUUUGUUAGAAAGAAAGGAAGAGGGAUCUUCAAGUACAGGCAGUGGUAGUUCCAGAAAAAGAACUUUAUCAAGAAGUUUAUCAAUGGAAGAAGAAAAUAAGGAUUCUUCAAGCUCAACAGAAAAGUCUAUGGGAUAGAGAGAUACAAUCUCACCAGAAAAGUCUAAAAGAAAAUAUCAAGAGGACAGAAUAUUUUUGAGAAGAGGUUGAAAAAGUCUUCCAAUUCACCUUAAUCAUCAAGGCUCAUCACAUUCAAAUAUAUCAACAUUUGGCGAGAGUUUAAAAAUUGUGUUCUUUUUCCGUCAGUAUUUGUAAGAAUUAUUUUAAAAUGACGAUCUCAUGCAAUCAUUUUAUUUAGCAGAGUUUGAAUAAUUGUAACUUGUAUGAUUUUUAAAGAAUGUGUAUUUGUCCAAUAAAUAC
This is a messenger RNA of Mytilus trossulus (common blue mussel), 2931 nucleotides long. RefSeq lists its product as uncharacterized. Bases 1 to 2649 code for a protein of 882 amino acids. The record is from RefSeq and is a predicted model, not a curated record. The transcript is spliced from 11 exons. NCBI's taxonomy places the organism in Eukaryota, Metazoa, Mollusca, Bivalvia, Mytilida, Mytilidae.